This is a messenger RNA of Coniophora puteana RWD-64-598 SS2, 2529 nucleotides long. Its product is annotated as chaps family protein. Gene Ontology annotation, molecular function: protein binding. NCBI's taxonomy places the organism in Eukaryota, Fungi, Basidiomycota, Agaricomycetes, Boletales, Coniophoraceae. Gene Ontology annotation, biological process: Golgi to plasma membrane transport. The record is from RefSeq and is a predicted model, not a curated record. Gene Ontology annotation, cellular component: exomer complex. The transcript is spliced from 11 exons. Bases 28 to 2262 code for a protein of 744 amino acids.
CGCGGCUGGUUCCUCACUCAAAACAAAAUGGCCGAGUCGUCCUUCAAGGACGUUCCGGAGCUCUUCGAGGUUGAACUCGGAGAGUCGUUAACUGCGCGAACAGAAAGUCUAGCCACAUUCCGCGAACUAGGGCCGCCUGACCUAUGCCACGUCGUCAAGAGCACCGGGCGCACCGGGCAACGCGACGUCGGAUCAUACCACUUCAUCUCGGGCGUCGACGCCUCGUCGUCGGCGUCUCUCGCCGCAUACAUCAACUCCCUCACGUACGAGAUCGAGGACAACUCGGCCUGGUUCUCAAAAGGCGCAGUGUGGAAGGUCAAGAACGGGUGUUUCUGCUGCUUCAACGCGUUCUCGCGCGUGGACAUACGCGUGGACGUCAAGAUCCCCGGCGGUGUGAACGCAUACGUGGUCGAUCUGCGCGGCGAGCGUCACGAAGCGACCCCCGAAAUCUGGCAAGAAACCUACGUCUCCGCCCUCCUCCGUGCCAUCCUCUACUCCGACGACCCCACGUACUGGCUCGACGCCUACCGCAAGCUCGAUCCGAUUACGACCACCGAGGGCGAGCUGCGCUUCCUCCAGGCUUCCGAGGCUCUGUUCAUGAAAGGCUGGCAGGUCGGAUCGGACCCCGAAAUCCAGGUCGCCACGGUCGUCUCGAAUCAUCUUACCGCGGGCAUUUUGAAGUAUUUCGGCGCGAGCGGGCGGUUUCAGCAGGCCGCGAAUCUGUUCGAGAAGCUGUCAUUGAAGGAGCCGGAGGUGGCGUCUCUCCUUGCGAGGAGCUACAUCGGCAUGAACGAAGAAGUCAAGGCCGUGCAGGUGAUGUCGACCGCGAUGAAGUUGACGCCGAACUCGUACACGCUCCUGCACGCGCAGAGCGACUUUCUCCGCUCCAAGGGCAAGCACGAGUGGGCGCUCAAGCUCGCGCGUGAGGCCGUCAACUGCGCGCCGAGCGAGUUCGUGACGUGGGAGAAGCUCACGGAGCUGUACAUCGACGCGAAGGACUACGAAUCCGCCCUCCUGACGCUCAACUCGUGCCCGAUGUUCACAUUCAACGGGCGCGACAUGCACCGCCUCAUGACGCCCGCGCGCGUGCACCUCCCCUUCCGCCGGCAGAUCGGCGACAUUCUCCCCGAGAAGCAGAAAACGGAAGACGACGAGGCGGACCCUGCGCUCCUGCGCCUGCCCGCGCCCGGGCUGCGCGGGACGUGGGCGCGCGCGUACGCGCUGCUGACGCGGCUGGUGUCGGAGAUCGGGUGGGACGAGCUGCUGAAGACGCGGAGCACGGUGUUCGUGAUGGAGGAGGAAUAUAGGAUGGCGAAGAGCCAGCCGGACGUGGGCGCCCUGAUGCAGGAUGCGUCGUCGCCGCCGCCGACGAAUGGGGACGCGCCGACGCAGGUGGUGCAUGAGGACGGGACGGUGGAGCAGAGGUCGGUGGUGCCGAGCGAGGGGACGACGUUGGCUGCGAGGGGGGACGAUGUCGCGGACGAUGAUGCGUCGACGAAGGGGAUGCAUAGUUCGCAUAAUUCGCGGACGAAUGUUGGUGGGGGUGCCGAGGAGGAGGAGGAGGAUUUGCAGGCUGGUGGCGAGGGGGCGAGCGAUGGUGCGACUACGGUCAACGAUGCGGACGGGAAGAGUCUGAAUGGGGUGCCUAACGGUGCGGAUGGGCUGGAGAGGCCUGUGCAGGCUGCGGCGGGCGAGGAGACGGAUGCGGCGCAGGCGGCCAAUGCGGAGGCUUCGUUCUCGUUUGCGAAUAAGCGGUUGUGCGAGCGGUGGCUGGAUAACCUGUUCAUGGUGCUGUACGAAGACCUGCGCGUGUGGACCAUCUUCCGCGCGGAAGUCGCGCACUUCAAGACGCAGCACGUCGCGUACCGCAAGACAGGUCUCGAGUGGGAGAUCCUCGGUGACCUCGCGGUGCGGCUGCACCACAAGGAGGAGGCGAAGGAGGCGUACCAGCGGUGCCUGGACUCGCAGCGGUACUCGCAGAAGCCGUGGGCGAAGUUGCUCGAGACGUACGCGGAGGAGGGCGAUAUCACGCGCACGAUUCAGACGGCCAUUCGGGUGGCGGCGUAUCAGUAUGCGGAUUAUACGGAGAUGACGUAUCCCACGUUGAUCAGCCGAAGCUUCUUCAAGCUCGGGCAGAUCCACGGACACGCCAAGAUCGCGUUUACGCUGCUGAGCAUGGGUCUGCCCGAGCAGAUUAUGAAGAUCAUGAGCAGCUUCCUCGAGUACGGCAAAACGUUCAAGGUCGAGGGAUACGAUUUCUGAGCUGUGGCGGCGGCGUUGUUGAUGAUGAGAGUUUUUCGUUUGCGCUGCUUGAUAAUCUGUUUUGUUUUUACUCUUUUGUUUCAUGGGCCAUCAAGUUUCUGUUCGCCCUUGCAUGCGCCUGGCACUGGUUAGAAGUUUCGCUGCAGUAUACGUUAUUAGGUUUGCCGAGAUUAUAGUUUUGAGUCUGUUCUUGAUCGUGAACAGUGAAAGUAGAGUAGGCUACCCGUUAUGAACUGUCUUACGUACUUGAUUUAUCUUCCUUUUUUC